Messenger RNA from Staurois parvus, 1734 nucleotides. The record is from the annotation of a GenBank genome assembly. Lineage: Eukaryota; Metazoa; Chordata; Amphibia; Anura; Ranidae.
CUCUACAAGGACGUCAUGAUGGACAAUCAGCCGCCCCUCACAUCACCGGAUGGAUCCAGUCAUGGGAACCCACCAGAGAGAUGUCCCCGUCCUCUGUAUUCCCGGGAUUCCACACAGGAAGGUCACACCAUCCCUCACCAUCAUCAGAGUGGAAACCUGAGAGAUCCUAAAGUUGAGGUUAAAGAAGAGAUAAAAGAGGAGGAGGAUGAGGAGGGGGGAUGGAGGAGUCAGAGCUUCUAAAAGACACACCAUGGUGGAGUCAUCCAGCUACAGGAACCCACCAGAGAGAUGUCCCCGUCCUCUGUAUUCCCGGGAUUCCACACAGGAAGGUCACACCAUCCCUCACCAUCAUCAGAGUGGAAUCCUCGGGGAUGAUAAUAUUGAUGUUAAAGAAGAGUAUAAAGAGGAGGAUGAGGAGUAUGGAGUGAUGGAGGAGUUUUCAGAAGGACACAAGGAUAUGAUGGAGCCACCUAAUACCAGGAACCCACCAGAGAGAUGUCCCCGUCCUCUGUAUUCCCGGGAUUCCACACAGGAAGGUCACACCAUCCCUCACUAUUACAAGUGUGGAGAUCCAAUCGAUAUAGAAUUUGAGGUGAAAGCAGAAGAAGAAGAGGCGUAUGUGAGGGAUGAUCAGCAGUCUAUGGAGGAGGAUGGAAUAACGGGGGACAUUUAUAGAGGAGGACACACUCCUACAGAGAUCAGCACAGACUGGAAAGUAGAAGAUGAGGACAUCACACAGUAUAGUCCAGGAGAAAACCCGGCUCCCUCCAAUGUCCAUCCGGCACCACCCAGUGUAGAUGGACCAUCGGAUUCCUCGUAUCCUGAGGAACCUCAGACUGUGCGGGACCGGGCCGGCCUUCCAACAGGGAAGAGGUUUCUCCUGUACUGAGUGUGGGAAGGGGUUCUGUUCUAAAUACAAACUUAAUAGGCAUAAAAGAUCGCACACGGGGGAGAAGCCAUAUUUCUGUCCUGAGUGCGGGAAUGUUUUUCAGACAAGUCCAAUCUUUAUGCACAUCAGAGAUCUCACACGGGGAGAAGCCAUAUUCCUGUCCUGAGUGUGGGAAAUGUUUUAUAAAAAAAUCAAAACUUAUCAUACAUCAGAGGUCUCAUGCAGGAGAAAAGCCGCAUUCCUGUUCUGAGUGUGGGAAAUGUUUUGUAGAAAAAUCAAAACUUUUCAUACAUCAGAGAUCUCACACUGGGGAGAAGCCGUAUUCCUGUCCUGAGUGCAAGAAAUGUUUUUCAAAGAAGUCCAAUCUUUCCAUACAUCAGAGAUCUCACACAGGGGAGAAGCCAUAUUCCUGUCUUGAGUGUGGGAAAGGUUUUGUAGAAAAAUUAAAACUUCUCAGACAUCAGAGAUCUCACACGGGGGAGAAGCCAUAUUCAUGUUCAGAGUGCGGGAAAUGUUUUUCCGAGAAGUCCAAUCUUCACACACAUCAAAGAUCUCACACGGGGGAGAAGCCAUAUUCUUGUCCUGAGUGUGGGAAAUGUUUUUCACAGACGUCCACUCUGCACAAACAUCAGAGAUCUCACACAGGGGAGAAGCCAUAUUUCUGUCCUGAGUGCGGGAAAUUUUUUUCAGAGAAGUCCAAUCUUUACACACAUCAGAAAUCUCACAAAGGGGAGAAGCCGUAUUCCUGUCCUGAGUGCGGGAAAUGUUUUUCAAAGAACUCCAAUCUUUCCACACAUCAGAGAUCUCACACAGGGGAGAAGCCAUAUUCCUGUCCUGAGUGUGGG